UGCCUCUCCAGCACCCUCAUCACAGCUCACAGCGCAGCGCUGUCGACCAGCUCGGUCGUCGACGCUGGGAAUGCUCACCGUCAGCCAGCGGGACGUGCGCGGCCGCAGCGCAGGGUUGCCGACGCCUCUCCUGCUGCCAUGGGCCGCGGGAGCGUGCGGGAGCGGCCGCGGUCGAUCAUGCGUGUCUCCCGUCUGCACACGACGGCUGCCACCUUCACGCCGCGGAAGCGAGGCUGCCGCUGAAUGCUGCAGAGGCUCCUCGGCGUCGGGCCCUCGAGCAUGCCGGCGGUCGCGGCGGCGACGAGCGAUGUGGCGCCAGCGAGCACCGAGUGACGCCUGCUGAGCGUCCCGGCGAUGCGCUCCCGGCUCGUCCAUGCACGGUCAGCGUCGGUCACACGCGACUUCGAGAGGCACAUCUUGCCGCCGUGCAGCGGCCGCGGAGCCGCGUUGCGUUUGCUGCUGCGCAUCGCAGCGGCGUGCGACGUCCGAUGCCGCAGCAUGUAGCCGCAACGGUGCCGCAUCGUGUCUCAGCGAGCGGCUCGGACGCGGGUUGUGCGUGCACAAGGCGGAGGUGCAGGAGAGCAGGAGACGUGAGCGGGCCGCAGCAGGUGAAAGCAAGCCAGCCAAAGGUCGCGCGAUCUGCCUGCGAUGCGGCACGGUGCUCUCGGGCUGCGGCGGCGAGGCGAGGGCGCUGCGCCCCUUCGCCUUCCCGCGCGCGGCCGCGGCUGCGCCUCCUCGCGCCGGCGCUUUAGCCGCCGGCCAGCGUCGCCUCGCCUCGCCUUCUCGCCCCCUUCCCGCACCAGCAAGCUGUGCUCAUCCGUCCUCGCCACAUCGCUGCUCCUCACCACCACCACCACCUCUGCCUGCCAGCAGCGCCCACGCAUCCGUCCCCCGCGCUCUCGUCGCCGUCUCGCCGCGAUCGCAACUCCGCUCGCGCGCGACCAGCUCAGCAGCCGCCGCCGCCUCCACAGCGAGAAAGAGCAACAGCGGCGGCAGACGCAGCGGGCCCCGGCGUUUCUCACGCGCCUUGCGCAGCGUCGCCCGCUCCUCCGUCCCAACCAUCGGCAUCGGCGCGAGCUGUCCCCUCCUCCAGCAGCAGCCAUGGACCGCUCCUCGACGCCGCGCAUCUCGCAGCUGCCGCAGUCGCGCUUUCCCGGCAGCAGCAGCGGCAAUGCGCACGCCGCCGCCGCAGCGGGCGGCAGCAGCGGCAGCAGCAGCAGCAGUCUCAGCGGCCUCGGCACGCACGUCGUGCACGACGGCGGCAAGCACGGCACGCUCGCGUCGUCGCCGCCGGCUCGCGAGCCGUCGCCGGGCCUGCUGUCGUGGAUGCGCAGUGCCCUCAUGCUUGCUCCGCCAUCACCAGCUCCAGCCAGCAGCACUGCGCAUGAGUCCGGUAGCAGCACGCCGCUGCGAGCGCCAACGCACGGCACUGCCGCACCGCCACAGGUCGUCGUCGAGCCGCCGCGCCACGAGCCCGAGUCGCGCGACAGCGGCUCCUGGGAGGACUCUGCGCCGUCGUCGGCGAAAUGGGACCACUCUCCGCGCUCGUCCUUCUCGCGCAGCAGCACCUAUGACUUCCACGAAGGCAGCGACGAGUCGGACGAGGAAGAGACGUUUGCGCCCUUUGCGCCGGCUGAGCAGACCAAGGCUGCGCCGUCGCUGGUGCGCCCGACGGCACGCAGAGAUGCAUCGUUCGUUCCCAGCAGCUCGAGCGAUCGCAGCCUGGGCGAGGGCCAGGUGCUGCUGGAUGGCGCGCCGGCACCACCUGCGAACGGCAACGACAAGACGCCGAGGAUGGGCUACAGCGGCUCGGGCGCAGACCUGAGCCGCGCCCUCAGUGUGGACGAAGGUGAGUGCGCUUGUCAGAAGCAGAUGCGAGGCAGCUCCGAGGCCGGCAUUGUGGUCCAGGCUUGAGUUGGAACUCUCACGCUGGGUGGUCAGGGGCUGGACCGCCGCGGGGUGGACAGGCGCGGGAGGCGUGCCUGAUGAGUGCCGCGCGUGCCGGCCAGGGCAGCAUUAAGGCCCUCCGCCCACUAUCGAUGGCCACCUUGCCUCCUCGCGUGAAGAUCGGACCACCCCGCAGAGCUUCAUCUAAGCGUGCGCAGGGCAAACUGGCGGCGCCCUAUCUGGCGCCCGCUUCGCAUCGCAUCUCCCGCCUCUCACCCAUGCAUCCUCACUGACACCACACCUGCUC
This is a messenger RNA of Tilletiopsis washingtonensis, 2194 nucleotides long. RefSeq lists its product as hypothetical. NCBI's taxonomy places the organism in Eukaryota, Fungi, Basidiomycota, Exobasidiomycetes, Entylomatales. The coding region runs from base 374 to 1825 and encodes 483 amino acids. The record is from RefSeq and is a predicted model, not a curated record. The transcript has a single exon.